UUUGUCGCACCUGCUGACAAUUCAUUGGAAAAUGCCGAAAACCUGUAGUAAGACUACAACGCUGUCAUGUUUAGGCAAUUACAGAUAUCACUAAGAGAGAUCCAAACCCAGAGUUGAUGUUUUCAGCUGCUGUCAUCAGCCUCUUUUUCUAAUAAUUUAAGGUUCUCAUGAUAAAUUAAUCAGUUGCUAAAUAACUACAGAAUAGUUUAAUCAUGUUUCACUUAAUGAAAAAAGACAAGGACAAGGAAAAGGAUUUGAGCAAGAAGGAAAGGGAUUUGAGCAAGAAGGAAAAGAAAGACAAAAGAGAAAAGAAAGAACGUAUGUCUCAGUCUGAGUUAAAGAGUCUAGAAGAGAUGAGCAUACGUAGAGGCUUAUUCCCACUUACUCGAGGAAACUCCAAGAAGGAAUCUAGGAGCAAGUUGGAGAUUUCUAGCCCUAUCCCAAUUAAGGUGGCCAGUAACACGGAACUCUACCUGACAGACGUUGAUGCUGAGCGUCAUCACAACACUGUGGGGCAAAUAAGUGCAAGCACCUCUGAAGAUGUAAAGGGAAUUGAGCUGUUAAGUAAUCGCAGCUCUGUGAAGGAGAGGGCAGCUAAAUUUGGGGAACUGGCCAAGGUGAAUACAGUGGUGGGCCAGAGGAAAGUAGCUACCUUAACUCAGGUGACCCCAAAGGACAAUGCUUUGGAUGCUUCAGAGCUUUCUGGCCAUAACUGGACUACACCAUCUACAAAGUUACACCCGAGUUCAAAGGGCACCAUCACAGUUCAGAUUCCUGAUAUUGUGGAGAAGACCUUUCCUGGUGCAGACCUACAGUUGCCUGCACUUGUCUCUCCACCAGUACCAGAUCCAAGAGAACUUGAGGUACAGCGACGCAGCACUGGGGACUUUGGCUUUUCUUUGCGAAGAACCACCAUGGUAGACAGGCAGUCUGAUGGUGGGGUGUGCCGGCGUGUUGUACACUUUGCCGAACCAGGGGUUGGGACUAAGGAUCGGGCUCUGGGCCUGGUUCCAGGAGACAAGCUUGUAGAAAUCAAUGGGAUUAAUGUGGAGAACAAAAACAGAGACGAGAUUGUGGAGAUGAUUCGUCAGUCUGGAGAUUCAGUACGACUAAAAGUGCAGCCAAUUCUCGAGCUGAGUGAGCUGAACCGCAGCUGGUUGAGGACCACUGAAGACCUAAGCAAAGAUGUAAAGACUGAGGAGCAGCUGACAGCAGAGAAAACCUGGUAUAACACUGAGAAAGUAUGGCUUGUCCACAAGGAUGGAUUUUCCUUGGCAACUCUCCUGAAGAUGGAGACAGGCAGUCUGCCAGAGGGGAAGGUGAAAAUCCGCCUGGAGAGUGAUGGAUCUUUAUUGGAUGUGGAUGAAGACGAUGUAGAGAAGGCAAACCCUCCAGCGUUUGACCGAGUGGAGGACUUGGCCUCUCUGCAGUAUCUGAACGAGUCGAGUGUGAUGCACUCUCUGCGGCAGCGGUAUGGCAGCAACCUGGUGCACACCCACGCUGGGCCCAACAUGGUGGUCAUUAACCCCAUUAGUGCCCCUUCAAUGUAUUCGGAGAAGGUGAUGCAAAUGUUCAAGGGCUGCAGAAGAGAUGACACUGCUCCUCACAUUUAUGGAUUAGCACAGGCUGCCUACAGGAACCUGCUGACUACUCGCCAGGAUCAGUCCAUUGUAUUGCUGGGCAAGAGUGGAAGUGGCAAGACCACUAACUGUCAACACAUCAUCCAGUAUCUGGUUACAGUCGCAGGAAGCACCAACAGAACAUUCUCCACGGAAAAAUGGCAAGCAGUCUACACUGUUUUGGAGGCUUUUGGGAAUGCUUCUACGUGCAUGAAUGGCAAUGCUAGUCGCUUCACCCACAUUGUUUCCUUGGACUUUGACCAGGCGGGCCUGGUGACCUCAGCCUCUAUCCAGACAAUGCUUUUGGAGAAGAUGAGAGUGACAAGAAGACCAGAUGGAGAGUCCACUUUUAAUGUUUUUUACUAUCUAAUGGCUGGAGUAGAUAGCUCUCUGAGAACUGAGCUGCACCUUAACCACUUUGCUGAAAGCAGUGCCUUUGGAAUCAUGCCACAGACUAAGGCAGAGGAUAAACAGCGGGCCUCUCAGCAGUUUUUCAAACUGCAAGCAGCCAUGAAGGUUCUGGGGAUCAGCGGUGAUGAGCAGAGGGCCCUCUGGCUCAUCCUUGGGGCCAUUUACCACCUUGGGGCUGCGGGAACCACCAAGGCUGGCAGGAAACAAUUUGCACGUCAUGAGUGGGCUCAGAAGGCAGCCUACCUGCUGGGCUGCACCCUGGAGGAGCUCUCCUCUUCCAUCUUCAAGCACCAGGCCAAGGGCACCCUGCCCAGAGCCAGCACUAUUCGCCAGGCUUCUGACGAAAAUGGCACGGCAGAUGCAGCAUUCAAAGCAACAGCAAUGGAGUGUUUAGAAGCCAUGGCAUCCGGGCUUUACUCUGAACUCUUCACUACCGUCAUUUCUCUAAUAAACCGGGCUCUGAAAUCCAGCCAGCACUCCCUGUGUUCUCUGAUCAUUGUGGACACACCAGGCUUUCAAAACCCAAGGCUGGCUAAGCGUGAAUGUGGUGCAACCUUUGAAGACCUGUGCCACAACUACACUCAAGAGCGUCUGCAGACCCUCUUCUACCAGCGUACUUUUGUUCAGGAGCUGGAGCGAUACAAAGAGGAAAACAUAGAACUUUCCUUAGACGACACAGAAACCAGCACGUCUCUGUCUGUGGCAGUGGUAGACCAAGCUUCGAGUCAAGCACUGGUACGGACAGUGCGAACAGAUGAGGCCCGGGGUCUGUUGUGGUUGAUGGAGGAGGAGGCACUGCAGCCUGGGGGUUCAGAGGAAACACUGUUGGGACGCCUGUUUAGCUACUAUGGACCUGCUGAGGGCGAGAGUAAAGGUCACACUUUCCUGUUGAAAAGUGAAAAAGAUCAUAAUUUCCUGCUGGGCCACAGCCAUGGGACAGACUGGGUGGAGUAUGAUGCACGAGGGUGGCUCAGCUAUGCCAAGCAGAAUCCCGCCUCUACCAAUGCUGCGUCCCUCCUACAGGACUCGCAGAAAAAGAUCAUCGGCUCAUUGCUCAUGAACCGCACAGGUGGAACCACAGUUUUGUCCGGGUCUGUUGCUGGCCUUGAAGGUGUUUCCCAGCUGUCUUUGCGCCGGGCUACUAGCAUGAGGAAAUCCUUCGUCACAGGAGUAGCUGCCAUCAAGAAGAAGUCUUUGUGCAUUCAGAUAAAACUUCAAGUGGAUGCGCUUCUUGACAUGUUGCGGAGGUCCAGGAUUCAGUUUGUUCACUGCAUAUUGCCCAAGGCGGAUGCCCUCAAGGCGCUGAGUGGAUCUCUGUUCAAAGGAGUGGAAUGUGAGACUCAAGGGGAGAGUGGAGAUCCUAGCUUAAUGCAGCUAGAUGUAGCCUUGCUCCGUGCUCAGAUACGUGGAUCUAAGCUGCUUGAUGCUUUAAGAAUCUACAGACAAGGUUACCCUGAUCACAUGGUGUUCUCUGAGUUCCGACGGCGCUUUGAUGUGCUGGCACCGCAUCUCACCAAGAAGCACGGAAGAAAUUAUAUAGUGAAGGACGAGAAGAGAGCUGUAGAGGAGCUUCUGGAGUCCUUGGAUUUGGAGAAGAGCAGUUACCACAUGGGUCUGAGCAGGCUGUUCUUCAGAGCUGGAACCUUGGCUAAGCUGGAGGAACAGAGGGAUGAGCAGACCAAGUGCAAUCUAACCCUCUUCCAAGCUGCCUGUAGAGGUUACCUGGCACGGCAAGCCUUCAAGAAGAGAAAGAUUCAGGAUUUAGCCAUCCGUUGUAUUCAAAAAAACAUCAAGAAGAACCGUGGAGUGAAGGACUGGCCAUGGUGGAGGCUCUUUACCACAGUGCAGCCCCUCAUUAAAGUGCAGCUCACAGAGGACCAGAUGCGGAGCAAAGAUGAGGAGAUUCAGCAGCAGAAAUUGAAGCUUGAGAGAGUGGAGAAGGAACGAAAUGAGCUGAGACUCAAUACAGAUCGAUUGGAGAGCAGGAUCGCAGACUUGCUGGCAGAGCUCGCUGAUGAGAGAAGCACAAGUGAGUCAGCAUCCCAAUUGCUGGAGGCUGAGACUUCUGAGAGACUGCGCUUGGAGAAAGAUAUGAAGGAUCUACAGGCAAAGUUUGAUGCCAUGAAGAAACAGUUAGAAUCGCAGGAGAUGGAGGUGAUGGAAGCACGACUCAUGAAAACAUCAGAGCUAAAUGGGGAGAUGGACAAUGAUGAUGAAGAUGCUGGAGGAGAGUGGCGGAUAAAAUACAAUCGAGCCGUUCGUGAAAUGGACUUUGCCAAAAAGAAACUUCAGCAGGAGUUUGAUGACAAGCUGGAGACGGAACAGCAGAGCAAAAGACAUGUAGAGAGAAAGCUGGCUGAUUUGCAGACGGAUAAUGAGGAUUUGCAGCGCUCUGUGCAGCAGCUGAAGAAAAAGUGCCAGAAACUGACUGCCGAGCUGCAGGACACCAAGCUUCAUCUGGAGGGCCUGCAAAGUCGCAACCAUGAUCUGGAGAAGAAGCAGAGGAAAUUUGACCUGGAGCAGAACCAGGCUCAGGCUGAGGUACAGAGGGAAAGGAGCCAGAGGGAGAAGCUGGCUCGAGAGAAAGACAUAAUGACUGGUGAGAUGUUUAACCUCCGCCAGCAGCUGCAGGACAAGGACACUGAAUUGUGUGGCAUGAAUGUAAAGGUGCAACAACUGGAGGCAGAGCUACAGGAUUUGUCCUCCCAAGAGUCAAAGGAUGAGGCCUCACUUGCCAAGGUCAAGAAGCAGCUUCGUGACCUCGAGGCCAAGGUGAAAGACCAGGAGGAGGAGCUGGAUGAACAGGCUGGAAACAUCCAAAUGCUGGAGCAGACUAAGCUGCGGCUUGAGAUGGAGAUGGAGAGGCAGCGGCAGACCCACUCUAAAGAGAUUGAGAGUAAAGAUGAAGACGUAGAGGAGAUCAGGAGAUCUUGCAGUAAGAAGCUGAAACAGAUGGAGGUACAGCUGGAGGAGGAGUAUGAAGACAAGCAAAAAGUGUUGCGAGAGAGACGAGAGCUGGAAUCCAAACUGCUGAAUGCUCAGGACCAGGUGAGCCAGAGGGAUGUGGAGACAGAGAAGAGGCUCAGGAAAGACCUGAAGAGAACCAAAGUCCUUCUGGCUGAUGCACAGAUUAUGCUGGACCACCUGAAGAGUAAUGCCCCCAGCAAGAGGGAGAUCACUCAGCUCAAAAAUCAACUUGAGGAGUCAGAGUUUACUUGUGCAGCAUCAGUGAAGGCUCGAAAGAGUAUGGAGCUGGAAAUAGAGGACUUGCAUAUCCAAAUGGAGGAUAUGGUCAAAGCGAAGAUGUCGUUGGAGGAGCAGCUCAGCCGUCUGCAACGAGAGAAGAAUGACCUGCAGUCACGCAUGGAGGAGGAUCAGGAGGACAUGAAUGACCUGAUGAAGAAACACAAGGCUGCGGUAGCUCAGUCUGCCAGGGACUUAAGCCAGAUCAGUGACCUGCAGGCCCAGCUGGAAGAAGCCACAAAGGAGAAGCAGGAGAUCCAGGAAAAGCUCCAUUCGCUACAGAACCAGUUAGAGUUCCAAGAACAAUCCAUGGUGGAGAAGUCACUUGUGAGCCGCCAGGAGGCUAAAAUCCGUGAGAUAGAGACCAAACUGGAAUAUGAGAAAACGCAGGUUAAGCGGUUGGAGAGUCUGGUGGGUCGUCUGAAGGAGAAUCUUGAGAAGUUGACGGAGGAGAGAAAUCAGCACAUCACUGCAGAAAACAGGGAGAAAGACCAGAAUAAACGCACGCAGAGGCAGCUAAGGGACAUGAAAGAAGAAAUGGCAGAGCUGUCCAAGAAGGAGGCUGAGGCAAGCCGCAAGAAACAUGAGCUGGAAAUGGACAUCGAGAGCUUAGAGGCAGCAAAUCAGAGCUUACAAGUGGACCUUAAGUUAGCCUUCAAGAGGAUAGGGGAUCUGCAGGCUGCCAUUGAGGAUGAGAUGGAGAGUGAUGACAACGACGACCUAAUUAACAGUUUGCAAGACAUGGUGACAAAAUAUCAGAAAAGAAAGAACAAAACUGGAGAGGAGAUGGACACAGAUUCAGAAGUGGAGGACCGUGUGGACGGAGUUAAGUCUUGGCUCUCCAAGAACAAAGGCUCCUCCAAGACCAUGUCACAAGAGGGAAGUCUGAAGAGCACCAGAUAUUCAGCAAAUGCAGAUGCCAAAGAGAUGAAAGAAGGUAAGGAGAAGAUUAAUGACAAAGAUGGGAAAGAGGUAGAGCCGAGCAGAUCGGUGUCUGUCCUGAGCUCUCUGAGCUACCGGAAACGCUCCAAUCUGAAGGACUCCAUAGGAGGUACAGGCGAUGACAGCUCCCUGUUCAACACUCUCAAAGAACAGCCUGACACACUAGACCAUGCCUCCAUUCGAAAAUCUAAAUCAAAGUCUGGAGACCUUCAGGAAGAUUGGAAGAAGAGUCAGUCACAGGAAGACUUAGAAGACAAAGGUUCUGUCAUCUCUUUAGCCUAUUCUGAAGCCACCAGCAGAGCCAGGAAGGGUUUGGAGUCCCGCUGGACUUCACGCAGCAGCCCUGAGUUUGAUAAAGAGUCCAUGGUAUCCUCUGUGGGUCCCAGUAGGAUGUCCACCCGGAGAGCAAUGAUGGACAUGGACGAUGACAAUAAGUCAACUAUCAGCAGUGUGAGCCGAUCCAGCCCUCGAUCGCUCCAUCGCAGCACAUCUUGGAAAGAUGAGAGACGCAACAGCUCUCGCUUGUCCGUUGCCCGCAGCUGUGGCCUGAGUGAGUUUGGCCUACACGUAGAUGACGAUGAUGACGGCCAGAGUGUUGCUUUUAGCAGAGGGGGAGCCUCGCCUUACAGUCCCCGCUCACGCAGUCGCAGCCUUUCUACAUCAGCUCAAACACGCUCAUCAGACAACAAUCCGCUUGACACGUCAGACAUUAAAUUAGUCACCCAUCGAAACUACUUGGACCCUGACCUAGAGGCUGCAAUUAAUGAGGUGCUGAGCUUCAAACCUAUUAAGUUCAAACGCAGCAAACUUGAUGAGUCUAGUGAUGAGGACAAGGAUGAAAAGAUGAAACAAGUGAGUGAGGACAGUAGGAAGAAGGUUGAAAGUGAAGGGCUGGGCUGCAGCACUUCUAACCCGCUUCGUUCUUCAUUAGGCUCUACUCUGGAGCACAGUAACAGGCCAACAAGCACCAGCAGCUCUCGUAGUUGUCUAGAUAAAAAAGGUAAAGUUUCAUCAUCUGAGAGCUCCUCAUCGUCAGAUGACCAUCACAGCAGAAAGAGCUCAAAGUUGAAAAAGGGCAAGAAGAAGUCCAAGAAGAGCUCUAAGAAAAAAAGCGAAUCAGAAGACUCUUCAUCCUCUUCAGAGUCUUCAUCCUCCAACUCAGCCAUCUCCUACCGCAGCUCCAGUAGUAUUAAAAAGUGCCCUAAACAAGAAUCUGAUGACGACGAGAAGGAACUUCCAGGUCAUGGAAAAUCUAGCAAGAAGGAAACAAAGAAGAAGCAGAAGAAAAUGGACAGCUUGGUGAUGAAGUACCUGUACAGGCAUGACAGUGACUGAUACUGAACGAAGCCCUCCUGUACACCGGAGAGAUGCGAGUCUGCCCAGAUCAGAUGAAGAGGAUGAGGUGGACA
Pundamilia nyererei is the source of this 7624-nucleotide messenger RNA. RefSeq names its product unconventional myosin-XVIIIa-like. Gene Ontology annotation, cellular component: myosin II complex; cytoplasm; myosin filament. Lineage: Eukaryota; Metazoa; Chordata; Actinopteri; Cichliformes; Cichlidae. Gene Ontology annotation, biological process: actomyosin structure organization. The record is from RefSeq and is a predicted model, not a curated record. The coding region runs from base 213 to 7550 and encodes 2445 amino acids. The transcript has 42 exons. Gene Ontology annotation, molecular function: cytoskeletal motor activity; ATP binding; actin filament binding.